AUGAGGGAGAAGCCCCCUGGCAUGGCGCCGGUCGCUGCCACUAUGGCCCAGGUGCCUCGGUUGGAGUCCCACGAGACAGACCCAGAGCUCAUGAACGAAUUCAUGCCAGAAGAGUGGAAGCCGCUGGAAAAGAAGAUCCGACGCAUGGUAGACCUGCGUCUGUGUACAAUCGCGGGCGUCCUGUGCAGUCUGAACCUCCUGGACUCGGGCAUUCUCUCCUCGGCCUCGGUAACGAGCAUGCUGGAGGACCUCGAUCUACAGGGGACGCGCUACUCCGUCUCCAUCUUCAUCUUCACGAUUGCCAGUGUCGUGUUCCAGCUGCCCUGUACGGUCGCCGUGCGCUGGGUCGGCCCACGUCUCUGGUUCUCGGGCAUCACCAUCUGCUUCGGACUGAUCACCAUGUGCACGGCAUUCAUCCAUUCCUGGCGACAGAUGAUUGCUCUCCGCAUCCUCCUGGGCAUCGCCAUGUCUGGCAUCUAUCCAGGCCUGACGUACCUGGUCAGCACCUGGUACACCCGUCGGGAGCAGCAGCUGCGCUUUGCCUUCCUCCAGACGGGUGAGGUCACGGCGUUGGCCACCGGCAACAUCGUCAACUUCGGUCUGAACCUGUUGGAUGGACGCGCGGGCUUGCGAGGCUGGCGCUGGAUGUACCUCGUGCAGGGUCUCAUCACAUGUGUCAUAGGCAUUGUCACCUACUGGUGGAUGGUCGACUUCCCGGAGAACGCCGAGAACAGUUUCUACUUCCUGUCCAGCACGCAGGCAAAAAUCGCCGUGCGACGGAUCCAAAUCGACCGCGACGAUGUUGUGCCGGAGCCACUGACCUGGCGCAGGAUCACCGUCCACUUCUUGGAUCCCCAAUUGUACGGAUUCGCCGGCAUGUUCUUUCUUCUGAACCUAGUGUCGACCGCCUUGAGCUACUUUCUUCCCAUCAUCCUGCAGUCAGGAAUGGGGUUUUCCGGUAACAAAUCGAUCCUACUCUCUACGCCGCCGUAUUACUGGUCCAUCGUCCCCGUUCUCUUCACCUCCCUCAUCGGAGACAGGUAUCGCAUUCGCGGGCCCCUGAUCACCUUCAAUGCGCUCUGCCUGAUAGGAGGGUUCCUGAUGUUUGGUCUCCCGGCCUCCACACAAGUCACAGUACGGUACCUCGGCACUUUCCUGGCUACUGGAGCUUAUAUCUCAAACUGGGCUGCGCUGAACGCCUUCAUGGCCAACAAUGUGGUGGGACAAUGGAAGCGAGCCACCACCGCAGCCGCCGUGGCGGCCUGUAACGGGUUGGGCGGCGUGGCAGGCAGCUAUAUCGUGCGACAGCAGGAGGCGCCACAGUAUACAACGGCUGUCUGGGUCUCGAUCGGGUCGCAUAUUCUGAUGAUCGCCGUUGUGGGUAUAUUCACCAUCUGCUUUUAUGCAAGUAAUAAACAGCAUGACCGAAGUGGACGUCUCCUUCAGAACACGGUUGGAUUCCGGUAUACCUAUUGA
Molecule: messenger RNA, 1476 nt
Organism: Aspergillus tanneri
Lineage: Eukaryota; Fungi; Ascomycota; Eurotiomycetes; Eurotiales; Aspergillaceae
Product: putative MFS transporter
Exons: 4
Coding region: 1-1476 (491 amino acids)
Biological process (GO): transmembrane transport
Cellular component (GO): membrane
Molecular function (GO): transmembrane transporter activity
Source: RefSeq, a predicted model, not a curated record